AUGUUGUCUAGGAAGGCUAGUGAGGAGUCUCAUGGGCAAGACUCUAGUUACUUUUUAGGAUGGCAAGAGUAUGAGAAGAAUCCAUAUCAUCCCAUUCAUAAUCCUACUGGGAUCAUUCAGAUGGGACUUGCGGAAAAUCAGCUUUCAUUUGACGUAGUUGAAUCAUGGCUUGAAAGAAAUUCUGAUACUAUAGAGAUGAAAAACGAUGGAAUAUCCAUAUUUAGAGAACUUGCUCUAUUCCAAGAUUAUCAUGGUUUACCGGUUUUCAAAAAUGAAUUGGUGGAGUUUAUGGCAAAAAUAAGAGGAAAUGAAAUUAAAUUUGAUUCCAAUAAUCUUGUCCUCACAGCAGGAGCAACUUCUGCAAACGAGAUUCUCAUGUUUUGUCUUGCUAAUCCAGGAGAAGCUUUCAUUCUUCCCACACCUUAUUAUCCAGGGUUCGACAGAGAUCUUAAAUGGCGUACAGGGGUUGAAAUUGUUCCAAUGCAUUGUUCAAGUUCAAAUGGUUUUAGAAUCACUUGUACUGCUUUAGAACAAGCCUAUCAACAAGCCAUAAACUUGAACCUCAAUGUCAAAGGUGUGCUAGUAACCAACCCUUCAAAUCCACUAGGCACAACCAUGACCAAAACUGAACUUAACCAUCUAGUUAACUUUGCAAUAGACAAAAACAUCCACAUAAUAAGCGACGAAAUUUACUCGGGUACCGUCUUUGAUUCACCCAAAUUUAUAAGUAUCAUGGAGGUUAUAAAAGAAAGAAGUCUCGCAAGUGAAAAUAUUUCAAAGCGUGUUCACGUUGUUUAUAGUCUGUCAAAAGAUUUAGGUGUACCUGGUUUUCGCGUAGGAAUGAUAUACUCAAACAACAAAAAUGUUGUAUCUAUGGCUACCAAAAUGUCAAGUUUUGGACUUAUUUCGUCGCAAACUCAAUAUUUGCUAGCAAAAUUACUCGGUGACAAGAAAUUUACUCUUAAGUAUAUGGAAGAGAACAAAACAAGGUUGAAGAAGCAAAAGGAGACAAUAGUAAGUGGUUUGAGAAACGCAGGCAUUCGAUGCUUAAAGAGCAAUGCUGGAUUAUUUUGUUGGGUUGAUAUGAAGCAUUUGUUGAGUUCUACGACUUUUGAAGCGGAAAAAGAGCUUUGGAAAAUGAUUCUUUAUCAAGUUGGUUUGAAUAUAUCUCCUGGAUCUUCUUGUCAUUGUUCUGAACCGGGUUGGUUUAGGAUUUGCUUUGCCAAUAUGUCUCAACAAACAUUAAAAGUUGCAAUGAGAAGGAUUAAGCUCUUUAUAGAUUCCAAUUCAACAAUGUUUUCUAUCAAACAACCAUUUUUACCAAUGUGA
This is a messenger RNA of Lathyrus sativus (Indian pea), 1329 nucleotides long. NCBI's taxonomy places the organism in Eukaryota, Viridiplantae, Streptophyta, Magnoliopsida, Fabales, Fabaceae. The record is from the annotation of a GenBank genome assembly.